AAAUAAUGGAGAGGAAGCAGCUCUAGCCUGCCCCAGCCUGCCCCUUACAAGUUAGAAAAAUCGUUUAAAAUCGAAGAAGUUUCAUAUUUCCUCCCCGGUUCAAAUCGUAGCUGGGAUGCUGUGUCAGAAUGGGAAAUCUGUUUGGAAAAAAGAAACAGACCCGAGUGACAGAACAAGACAAAGCGAUUUUGCAACUGAAACAGCAAAGAGAUAAGCUGAGGCAGUAUCAGAAGAAGAUCAACGUGCAGCUGGAGAAGGAGAGACUUUUAGCCAAGCAGCUGCUGAAAGAUGGCAAAAAAGAGAAGGCGCUCCUCCUGCUGAAGAAGAAGCGCUACCAGGAUCAGCUUCUCGACAAGACGGAGAACCAGAUCGGCAACCUGGAGCGUAUGGUUCAAGACCUGGAGUUCGCCCAGAUUGAGAGGAAGGUCAUCGACGGGUUGAAAGUUGGAAACGAGUGUCUGAAAAAAAUGCACGAGGUCAUGUCUAUCGAAGAAGUAGAACGAAUUAUGGACGAAACCCAAGAUGCCAUCGAGUACCAGAGGCAAAUCGACGAGAUGCUGGCCGGCUCUUUGUCACAGGAGGACGAGGACGCUGUCCUGGCUGAGCUGGAGGCCAUAACUCAGGGAGACGUCGAGCUUCCAGAGGUUCCCUCAGACCAGCUGCCAGAAGUCCCCGAGGCCUCGGAGGAGAAACGGGAGAGGGAACGUCCCAGGAAGAAGCCCGAGCGAGAGCUGCUUGCUGCGUAGGAAGGCGACGGAGCUGCUGGAGCUUCUCCAGUCCCACAUGUAAACCGACACCCACAUGAACAUUUGCCGGAGACCAGUCCUCCAGAGGCCUGCCUCAGACCUCAGACCAGGUCCUCUCAGAUCCUGAGCUUCUCCAUCUCACCCAGCCGCCGUUUGUCCUCCGCCGCGGGCCGACACCUGAAGGCAGCUGGGACGGGUUCACUGCAGCGGCGUCCAUCCACAGGAGAACCAUGACCAGAAUUGUGCCUAAGCUUUGUGUUGUGUCUCUGUGUCCACCACUAAAUCAUUUUACACUGACUUACCUGAAA
This is a messenger RNA of Scatophagus argus, 1054 nucleotides long. It is a transcript of the gene chmp6b, whose product is annotated as charged multivesicular body protein 6b. NCBI's taxonomy places the organism in Eukaryota, Metazoa, Chordata, Actinopteri, Scatophagidae. Bases 129 to 746 code for a protein of 205 amino acids. Gene Ontology annotation, biological process: vesicle budding from membrane; late endosome to vacuole transport via multivesicular body sorting pathway. Gene Ontology annotation, cellular component: ESCRT III complex; multivesicular body. The transcript has 8 exons. The record is from RefSeq and is a predicted model, not a curated record.